Messenger RNA from Drosophila navojoa, 1955 nucleotides. RefSeq names its product S-phase kinase-associated protein 2 (gene Skp2). Gene Ontology annotation, molecular function: protein binding. Lineage: Eukaryota; Metazoa; Arthropoda; Insecta; Diptera; Drosophilidae. The record is from RefSeq and is a predicted model, not a curated record. Gene Ontology annotation, biological process: SCF-dependent proteasomal ubiquitin-dependent protein catabolic process. Gene Ontology annotation, cellular component: SCF ubiquitin ligase complex.
AAAAUGUAUUGAAUGGAAGAUGUGGCAACGCUGCAUACAAAAAUUGCGCGUAAUUUGUGCGUGACAAAAAGAGAAAAUCUUUAGAAAAUAUGAGUGGCCGCAAGCACAAAGGAGCCGAAAACAUUGAAAAUCUGUGUCCCGUAGCCAGAAAACGCUCAAUCGGCGCUGCAGCCGCUGUGCCCCCAACCAAAACGACGUCGGCUUACGAGCACACCUCCUCCCCGUCAGUGCUGACCUUUGAGGCACUGGAAGAAAUGGGCAUCGGGAUGUUGGACUCUGAGGAGAGCAGCUCAUCUGCUCUGUCAGCAAUUGCACUCGCAGUGAGCACAACCAGCGAUGAGAACUCAAAUGAGACUACGCCCUGCACCAAUGUGGCGCGAAUGGCACACCAGCAGGCGCGUUUGAGUCUCAACUCGACAGCAUCUACGCUCGACAACACUAUUAUUGAGGUGUUCAGUGAAGAUACUCAGGAACGUACGCUGCAACAGUCGGCUGAGAAGCUGCACGCUCUGGCCCAGGCGAAGCGAUCGGCGCUGGCCAACAGCGAGUGCAGCAGCAAUUCCAAUUCACCCAGCAAACGUACUAGAAAUCCCCUUGCCACAGUCACAUGCAAUAAUCAAAUUGAGCCCUUGCAUGCACAGCAACCGCCGCCGCCGCCGCAACAACAACAGACGCCCCUCAGCCUUAUGCCCUCAACCAGUAAGCAGGCGCUGAGGCAAAAGAAACCAACGCAAGCACCAACAGCCUCGCAAGGAGCACCACCGCCGCCGCAAACGCUGACUAGCCGAUUGGCGGCCACAGAAAACUUCUUUGUCUACCGAACGCCUGUAAUGAGCGCCCAUAUUAGCAGCGGCAUCAACUACUUUGACAAAUUGUCCGACGAGAUUUUGCUGGACAUUUUCAAGUGGUUGCCAAAGAAGGCGCUGCUGCGAAUAGCUACCGUUUGCCGUCGAUUCAAUCGUUGUGCACGUGACGAGACUCUGUGGACGCGUCUGGAUUUAGGACUCCGGACGCUCCGUCCCACUGCCCUGGAGCAGGUGGUGAAGCGCGGUGUGCCAAUACUUCGUCUAGCUCAAGCAGAAAUUCAAGAUCCGGCGUUUACGAACGACCCAUCCUUCAUAGAUUUCCAGUCGCGUCUUCAAUAUCUGGACUUAAGUCUUGCUUCCAUUUCACUCAGCUCGUUGCGCACAUUACUGGCGCAUUGUCGACAACUGAAGAAACUUAGCCUGGAGCACGCCGAGUUGAAUGAUGAAAUCUGUCUUGAGAUUGCACAGAACAGCUCGCUGGAAACACUCAAUCUGUCGAUGGCCAGUGGCCUAACCGCCAACAGUGUUGGACAAAUGAUGGAGUCGCUAACCAAACUGAACAGCCUAAACAUAUCGUGGACUGAUUUGAGCGCUGAUGCUGUAACCGCUCUGGUCACUCACAUACCGUCCAAUGUGAUCAGAUUGAACGUGGCCGGCUGCAGGCGUGUGCUCUUCGAUAUACAUGUGGAUACACUGCAAAAGCGCUGUCUCCAAUUGCUUGAACUCGAUCUUUCAGACUGCAAUAGUCUGACGCCUGCGGCCCUCACUUCAAUCAUGAAAUUCAACAGUCUGGAAUACUUGUCCGUUUCGCGGUGCUAUCUCAUACCCGCUGCUAGUUUUAUAGAACUAAAGAACAUGACGUCACUUACUUAUCUGGACAUUUUCGGCAUGCUUUCGGAUGCCGCCAUGGAGGUGCUGGAGAAGCAAAUGCCCAAAAUUGGAAUCAACAAGUUUAUACAUAGCUCGGUGGGACGCCCAACUGUGGGCACGCGUCGCACCUCCAUUUGGGGCCUGCGAACGCGCGACUGAAGCGUCACCAAAUCAGACUUGAAAUUUUCUUGAAUACUACAUUUGUUGCGUUUAUAUGCCGCUUAGAGCAGUAUUUAUAUUCAAUUCUCUGACAAUAAUUAAAUGUCACGUUUAGCAUUU